Messenger RNA from Antrostomus carolinensis (chuck-will's-widow), 1723 nucleotides. RefSeq names its product contactin-6-like. The annotation marks the transcript as partial. The record is from RefSeq and is a predicted model, not a curated record. The transcript has 12 exons. Gene Ontology annotation, biological process: axon guidance; cell-cell adhesion; brain development. Gene Ontology annotation, molecular function: cell-cell adhesion mediator activity. NCBI's taxonomy places the organism in Eukaryota, Metazoa, Chordata, Aves, Caprimulgiformes, Caprimulgidae. Gene Ontology annotation, cellular component: plasma membrane; axon.
GAUCAUCUUCCUAGAGGAUGGCAGUCUCAGGCUCUAUAACAUCACCAAAUCAGACGCUGGGGUGUACACUUGUAUAGCAACAAAUCAGUUUGGAGUUGCCAGAAAUUCAGGGAACCUGAUUGUGAAAGAAAGGACUGUAAUUACUAUUCCACCUUCUAAUAUGGAUGUAACAGUUGGAGAAAGCAUAGUCCUUCCUUGCCAGGUGUCUCACGACCCUUCCGUUCGUGUGAUGUUCACAUGGUCAUUCAAUGGCAAUGCAAUUGAUUUUAAUAGAGGAAUACAUCAUUUUGAAAGAAUUGGGAGAGAAUCUGUUGGGGAUUUGAUGAUAAGAAAUAUUCAACUACAUCAUUCUGGGAAAUAUGUGUGCAUGGUACAAACAACUUUAGACAGUCAGUCUGCAACAGUAGAUAUUAUUGUAAGAGGCCCCCCAGGUCCACCAGAAGAUGUUAAAGUUGAACAUGUUGCUAGCACUACUGCUGUGUUAUCCUGGAAGCCUGGAAUAGAUAAUAAUAGUCCAGUCCAGAUCUACAGCAUCCAGAUGAGGACUCCUUUCUCAGUGGGAUGGCAGGCAGUUGCAACAGCUCCUGAAGUCAUUAAUGGUAGGACUCACAAGGCAACAGUGGUUGACUUAAGCCCUUGGGUUGAGUAUGAGUUUCGUGUGGUUGCCAGCAAUAGUGUUGGAAUUGGGGAGCCAAGCAGACCAUCAGCUCUACUGAAAACUAAAGCAGCAGUUCCCAUUGUGGCACCAACGAAUGUCAGUGGAGGAGGAGGAAGCCGUUCUGAGCUGGUCAUCACAUGGGAGCCAGUCCCAGAAGAACUACAAAAUGGGGAAGGUUUUGGCUACAUCGUUAUGUUUCGUCCUCUUGGCUCAACAACCUGGACCAAAGCAGUGGUGGCUUCAGUGGAAGCAAGCAAAUAUGCUUAUAGGAAUGAAAGCAUUACACCUCUUUCUCCUUUUGAAGUAAAAGUUGGUGUCUACAACAAUGAAGGAGAAGGGACCCUGAGCUCCAUAUCCAUUGUCUACUCAGGAGAAGACGAGCCUCAGAUAACACCAGUGGGGACUUCAGCCCUGAGCAUUUCGGCGGCAGAGGUGGAGGUCUCUUGGCAGCCCAUCGCGUGGAACAGGCACACGGGCAGGGUGCUGGGCUAUGAGGUUUUAUAUUGGACUGAUGAUCCCAAGGAAAGCACAGCUGGUAAAGUCAGAGUCAAUGGGAAUGUAACAGCCAAAAAUAUCACAGGAUUAAAAGCUAACACAGUGUAUUUUGCAACAGUUCGAGCUUACAACACUGCAGGGACGGGGCCCUCCAGCACCCCGGUAAAUGUCACCACUAAAAAGUCACCACCAAGUCAACCCCCGGCAAACAUCGCCUGGAAGCUGACAAAUUCCAAAAUCUGCUUGAACUGGGAACAUGUAAAAACAAUGGAGAAUGAAUCAGAGGUACUAGGUUACAAAAUUUUGUAUAGACAGAACAGACAUAGCAAAACUCAUAUACUGGAGACAAACAACACUUCAGCUGAACUUCUGGUACCGUUUGAAGAAGAUUAUCUCAUAGAAAUAAGAACAGUCAGUGACGGUGGGGAUGGCAGCAGCAGUGAGGAAAUUAGGAUUCCAAAAAUAUCGAGUUUAAGCUCUGAAGCAAUAAAAUUGUCCCAAAGGAUAAACCAUGUAUUGACAGCUGGGAUCCUGAUGUUGAGUUCUGUUCUCAUACACCCUUUUCCUUGA